Molecule: messenger RNA, 1694 nt
Organism: Emys orbicularis (European pond turtle)
Lineage: Eukaryota; Metazoa; Chordata; Testudines; Emydidae
Gene: SLC38A12
Product: transmembrane protein 104
Exons: 10
Coding region: 140-1633 (497 amino acids)
Source: RefSeq, a predicted model, not a curated record
AGUCCGCGCAUGCGCUGUACGUUCCACGGUAUGAGGGUGGCGUCUGGGGUGUGCCGGCAGGGUCCUUGGGAGCGCAGGCCAGGCGUAGCAGAGACAGAAGAUACCUGCUUCUCCGUUCCAGGCCCCUCUAGCCUCAAACAUGGCGGGUGGCAUUACCGACACAGGGGAGCUGUACUCUCCUUACGUCGGCCUGGUUUACAUGUUCAACCUUAUCGUUGGUACGGGAGCCCUAACCAUGCCGAAGGCCUUUGCCACCGCUGGCUGGCUCGUCAGCCUCAUUCUCAUAAUGUUCCUGGGCUUCAUGAGUUACAUGACUACAACAUUUGUGAUGGAAGCCAUGGCCGCUGCUAACGCCCAGCUGCGUUGGAAGAGAAUGGAAAAGCACAAGGAAGACGACGAUGAAGAUUCUUCCUCUGGGGUCUCUGAUAGUGAUGUUCUCCUCCCAGAUGGCUAUGCACGAUCAGAGACGCGGCCUAUCCUGUCAGUUCAGAGACGUGGCUCACCCAAUAUCUUUGAAAUCACCGAGAGGGUGGAAAUGGGUCAGAUGGCCUCUAUGUUCUUCAAUAAAGUGGGGGUCAACUUGUUUUACUUCUGUAUAAUCAUCUACCUCUAUGGGGACCUAGCGAUCUACGCAGCUGCUGUGCCAGUCUCGCUCAUGCAGGUGACCUGCAGCGUAACUGGCAAUCACUCCUGCGGUGUUGAAGAUGGCACAAAGUAUAACGAUACAGACAAGUGCUGGGGGCCAAUCAGGCGGAUUGAUGCUUACAGACUCUAUCUGGCAGCAUUUAUUCUACUACUGGGUCCUUUCACCUUUUUUAAUGUCCAGAAGACCAAGUAUCUGCAGAUCAUGACAUCCCUGAUGAGAUGGAUAGCUUUUGUCGUCAUGAUUAUUUUGGCCCUCAUCCACAUCGGCAAGGGUGAAGGGGAAGGUCACCCACCUCUGGCGCAGCUCUCGGGGAUCCCCAACCUCUUUGGGGUGUGUGUCUACUCCUUCAUGUGCCAGCACUCACUGCCGUCCCUCAUCACUCCAAUCUCCAAGAAGCAGCAUGUAAACAAGCUGGUGCUGCUGGAUUACAUCUUAAUAUUGGGUUUCUACAGCCUCCUGUCCUUCACGGCCAUCUACUGCUUCCGCAAUGAGACCCUCAUGGACAUGUACACGCUCAAUUUCACCAACAGUAACAUCACCAACAUCGCCUUCAUUCGUUACUUCCUGGGCCUCUUUCCUGUUUUCACUAUCAGCACUAACUUCCCGAUCAUCGCUGUGACCCUGCGGAACAACUGGAAGACCCUCUUCCACCGGGAAGGUGGGACGUACCCAUGGGUGGUGGAUAGGAUUGUCUUUCCAGCAAUCACUCUGAUUCCCCCUGUGCUGGUGGCUGUCUGCACACAUGAUUUGGAGUCCCUGGUGGGCAUCACGGGAGCCUAUGCUGGCAAUGGGAUCCAGUACAUCAUCCCAGCUUUCUUGGCCUACUGUAGUCGGAAGGACACUCAGCUGGUCUUCGGCAGUGGCACAGUCAAUAACCAUCUGUCCCCUUUCCGGCACAUCUUCUGGAUCUGGUUUGUGCUGCUCUGGAGUCUCUUUUGCUUUGUGUUUGUGACUGCAAAUAUCAUCCUGAGUGAGACAAAACUCUGAUGAUGGGGCAGCAGCACUCUUCAUCCAGGGCUCUGGGGGAGAUUCCAGGAUUUCAACUCCU